AUGUCGACUUUUAAUGGGAUCGUUGAAGAGUUCCCUUUAAUUACUAUCGACUAUUUUCGAAAGAACCCUGAGCGACCUCCUCCCUUGGCCUGCUUUCUCAGUCAUGCGCAUAGUGACCAUCUUCAAGGACUCGAGUCCUUUCGAGCUCCUUUCAUUUACUGCUCAGCAGCUACUAGAGAGCUGCUCCUACAAAUCGAAAAGUACCCCCAUAGAAUGAAUUUCAACAAUGGUAUUCUCGAAUCACGGAGACUGCAUUAUAAGCACCUCUCAAGGCUCCUACGGCCGAUACCAUUGAACACUCCAACCGAAAUUGAUCUAACUCCACGGCUGUCUAUUAGAGUCACUCUCCUAGACGCAAAUCACUGUACCGGCGCUGUGAUGUUCUUCAUCGAAGGCGAUGGCAAGGCAAUCCUAUAUACCGGUGAUAUACGUGCGGAGCCAUGGUGGGUUGCUAGUCUUAUCCGGCAUCCAAUUCUCAUACCAUAUACUCUGGGCAACAAAAGACUGGACAAGAUAUACCUGGAUACCACAUUUGCCAAUACAUCUCACGCCUUUCAUACGUUUCCCUCGAAAGCGGAAGGCUUAGCAGAGCUCCUUCGCAAGCUAGAAUCAUAUCCUGAAGACACUAUAUUUUACUUUCGGGCGUGGACAUUUGGCUAUGAGGAUGUAUGGAGGGCACUUUCUGCUACACUCAAGUCAAAGAUCCAUGUUGACCGAUAUCAAAUCGGGUUGUAUAGAUCUGUCGCUUCAGCCUGCAAAGAAGGGAGCGGCGCGGUAGAAGCACCGUCGCUCUGCGGAUUCGAACUCGGGAAUAGAGUUGUACCUGGCUGUCUAAGUGAGGAUCUGCAAUCCCGCAUUCAUAGCUGUGAACCGGGUGUACACUGCUCCACCGUAUCCUCAAACCACACGGUGCAUAUAACUCCAAUCGUGAACCGGACUAGGAGCGGGUCUGACAUACCCGAGUUGGGAGCUGGUGGUGGCCUAGGAGAUCUGUAUCAGAUCCACGAACUAGAACUCGGAGAUCAGUCAUCACUAGAUCGCCUCGAGCAGCUUUGCACUGAGAAACUACACGAUCCUCAAGCGCUUAAUAAGGCGAUAGGAGCACUCUCCGAAGCGUUCAACUCAAGAAGUAAAGCUCUCUCGCUAGACAGCUACGGGAUGAAAGAUGCUCACGAAAUGCCUCUGGAUGAGCUCAUCAAUGUCCUUAGCCGGGGUCGCCCGAGCGAGGAAUCCAUCACAGAGGGUACAACAGACUUUCAGGAUAAUUCGGCUAAAUCUCCCCCAAGAACUAUUCGCUUCCCAUACUCACGGCAUUCAUCCUACGCUGAGCUAUGCGAGUUAAUAGCCGCGUUCGAGCCCAAAGAUAUUUAUCCUUGCACUGUGGACCCCUCGGAGUGGGACGAAGAUAUUUCUAUGCAAGCUCUAUUCGGCCAUCUUUGCUCUGACAAGAAAUUCGUUCAUGAUCAAUACAUGCGUGGCCUAACAGCAAACGAUAGAGGCGAACGACCCAGGAAGAGAGCUAGACGUGAUCCUGAAUCGCCAAACCUAUUAACUCAGCAGUCAACUAUUCCAACUGACGAAGACAUUGAUUCAAGAGCCUCACAAAUUUUCGCCCCAAUCAUCGCCGAGGCCAAUGACGCACCAACUUUAGGGCCCGCUCACCCACUCGCAUCAGAGCCGCCCUCCUCGAGACCAAUAGUAAUCACCUCGUCCCCACUGUCAUCUUCAAGAACAUGCAUCCCACCGACUGCAGAGCCAACUGAAGAGCUCAAUGGCGUAUCAGACAACGACUCCCUUCCUAUAUCUCAAGCAAGCCCAGCGACUGCUAGAGCCAGACGAAUAUCCGUCCGCCAAGCAUGGGACUACCUUCGCACCGUUCAAGACCCGCAAAAUAGACCAUAUGAUCUCGGAUCUUUACCUUCAUCAUGGCCAACUGAAGAAGAUCAAUCUCAAUUAGACGCAGUCACCGCUGACAUACCGGCUCUCGAAGAAACAGCACUCUCCCAUGCUUCCCAGGAAACAGCUAUCAACGACCCUGAUGAGAAGGAUCGACAACCGCUUGCCACUCAUGGAGAAAGCGCCUCUAUCCCAACAGCUAUACCAACAUCAACCACGGCGAACCCAAACCCGGUGAUAUCCACAAUCAUGGAAACGGACACCGAGUCCGACACCGAGUUUGACCCAAACAUUACAACUAUGGAUGCCCAACCAAAGCUAGACCUAGCAAGCUCUAGCCAGCAAAGCCACACCUUAACAAUAUCCACCUCCGCGUUCGCCUCUCAAAGCCAGAACCAGAUCCCAACCCAUCUUCUUGAUCAGAACCAGGGAAUCAUGGACGAAGAAGAGUACAUAAACGAGGAUGUGUACGUGCCUUCGGAACCAGAAGAAGACAAAGACGAAGUAAAAGGAGAAGGCGAAAGGGGCGCCACUGGCAAUCCCAGGCCCCCGCCACCUCCAUCUCUUGUGCGGAUAGAGUCGUCGCUUCGGCGAAGAGCAGCGUAUUUAGCGGCGAGGGAAGACAGUUAUGAGGCGUGGGCAUCUGUGUCGCUUGUUUCGGCGGGGAAUAAUCAUACGGAAGAGGAGAUUGAGCUGUAA
Messenger RNA from Aspergillus calidoustus, 2595 nucleotides. Lineage: Eukaryota; Fungi; Ascomycota; Eurotiomycetes; Eurotiales; Aspergillaceae. The record is from the annotation of a GenBank genome assembly.